AUGGCGUUCUUGUUUGGUGGAAGAGGGCGACAGAAGCCGCCCGCCGAGAUCGCAAAAUCGUUAAAAGACCUCCUCAUGAGAUUGGCCGACCCCACGCCGAAUCCCAAGGUAGAGGAAGAUGUCGCGAAGCACAUGUCACAGAUGAAAUUGAUUGUACAGGGAACACCUGCAGAAGUCGAAUGCAGCCCCGAGCAAGUACAUCAACUAGUACACUGCAUCAUACAAGAAGACAUUCUCUUCGAACUCGCCAAAUCCAUCCGCCUCCUUCCCUUUGAAGCCCGUAAAGAUGCCCAAAUUAUCUUCUCCCACAUCCUCCGAUUCAAGCCCGCCAACAACAACUCGUCCCAAUCCGGCUCCUCUGACCCCUCUGCCAUAUCCUACCUCGUCCUCCAACGGCCCGAGAUCAUCGUCGAGUUAUGUCGUGGGUACGAAUAUCCACAGAGCGCAAUGCCCUGCGGAACGAUCCUCAGACAGGCGCUGCAAUAUGAUACAAUCGCCGCAGUGAUAUUAUAUGACGAGUCUCGGCCCGGCGGCAAAGCCGUACAAUUAAAAGACGUCGACGUCAGCCGCAAGCAGACCGGCAAAGGCCUGUUUUGGAAUUUUUUCACCUGGAUCAAUAGAGGCAGUUUUGAAGUCAGCGCCGAUGCAUUCACGACUUUCAGGGAAAUCUUAACAAAACACAAACAACUCGUCUCACAAUACCUGGCCACAAAUUACGACCUCUUCUUCAAAUCGCACUACAAUCCAACUCUCUUACUAUCCUCGUCCUACGUGACGAAGCGACAAUCCAUUAAACUGCUCGGCGAACUCCUGCUCGACCGCGCCAACUACGUUAUCAUGACCCAGUAUGUGGCGAGCGGCGAGAACCUGAAACUCACCAUGAACCUCCUGAAGGAUGAUCGCAAGAUGGUCCAGUACGAGGCUUUCCACGUGUUCAAAGUCUUCGUCGCCAACCCGAACAAGAGCGACGACGUAAAGCGGAUCCUGAUCAAGAAUCGAGGUCGACUGCUCCGGUUUCUCCCCGGGUUUCUCGAGGGACGCACGGAUGACGACCAGUUCCUCGACGAGAAGAGCUUCUUGUUGAGACAGAUUGAGAAUUUACCCGAGGAAGGCGUCGAACAGGGGUCCGGCAGUGGGGACGGAAGUCAGGAUCGCAUUGGUGCCUGA
Messenger RNA from Rhinocladiella mackenziei CBS 650.93, 1167 nucleotides. RefSeq lists its product as uncharacterized. Gene Ontology annotation, biological process: intracellular signal transduction. The transcript is spliced from 4 exons. The record is from RefSeq and is a predicted model, not a curated record. NCBI's taxonomy places the organism in Eukaryota, Fungi, Ascomycota, Eurotiomycetes, Chaetothyriales, Herpotrichiellaceae. Gene Ontology annotation, molecular function: protein serine/threonine kinase activator activity. The coding region runs from base 1 to 1167 and encodes 388 amino acids.